AUGAAGCCUACCACAAACAGCACAUUGCCCGAUGACCCUUUCAUUAUUCGAAUGUCCAUUGAGGAUGCUGUGGGUGCCAUCGAAGAUGCCCGCCCUGAAGCAAGAGGUGCUCGCUAUGUCCUGAAUACGGCUAUCACAAUUGAGUUCCAUGAAACACUCAAUAUCAGAAAAUGCACGGUGACCUGCCAUUCUGGCAAGCACCUUUCUGAUAAUGUACUGACUGGUCUAGGUUCGCAACGGGUUAUCAAUGUACGACGCUUUACCAGAAGAGAUCCGACGGAUAAGAAGAAGUUUGUUCCAACAAAUGCCAUGGUUUUGACGUUCCAGGGAACCACCGUCCCCGAGUACAUCUACUUCGGGUAUGAGAAAGUAGCCACUCACCCCUACUACCCAUCGCCUUUACAAUGCUCUGAAUGCCACAGGUUCAGACACACACGAAAAUUCUGUACGGAGGCUGCAUUGUGUGCGGAUUGCUCUUCGGAGCACGUCGAUGAAUCAACGCCUUGCUCAGCUGAUCCCCUCUGCAUCAAUUGCAGCGGGCCCCACAGCUCCAGGUCAAGGGAUUGUCCAGUCAAAAUCAGCGAGACGAAGAUAGUUAAGAUUAAGGUUGAUCAGGAUGUAACGUACACGGAGGCUCGGAAGGUCCAUGAAUCCCGUAAAGAACAAGGACCAACAAUGAGCUCGACCGUCAACGAUCUGCAGAAGAAGUUACAGGAAAAGGACCAGGAAAUCGCCAAAUUGAGAACUUUGUUGCAAAAUCUGAUCAGGGAAGUUGCAGAUCUCAAGAAGCAAAAUCAACAACCAGCAUCAACAGCUAAGGAAACAGAAGAUGGUCAGAAAAUGGACACAACCAAGGAGCAGAAAAAUUCUAAGCGUCAACGAAGCAAGGAUAUUUCACCGAUUAACUCACGCGACCAUGGUAGGAAUUCUCCGUCCAUGAAGAAAUCAUCAGGUAAAAAUCGAAACGCUCACUCACCGACCAUACCAACCAAGGAACGGUCGGACCCAACCUCGGAAGACAGUAUCCACAGCUGCAUCUCUCCCACUCACAGUGGGAGUGAGUCUGAGUUCAAGGAGUUUAAUCUUUAG
This is a messenger RNA of Aedes albopictus (Asian tiger mosquito), 1089 nucleotides long. RefSeq lists its product as uncharacterized. The coding region runs from base 1 to 1089 and encodes 362 amino acids. The record is from RefSeq and is a predicted model, not a curated record. Lineage: Eukaryota; Metazoa; Arthropoda; Insecta; Diptera; Culicidae. The transcript has a single exon.